Molecule: messenger RNA, 2054 nt
Organism: Solanum stenotomum
Lineage: Eukaryota; Viridiplantae; Streptophyta; Magnoliopsida; Solanales; Solanaceae
Product: auxin efflux carrier component 6
Exons: 7
Coding region: 24-1649 (541 amino acids)
Biological process (GO): auxin export across the plasma membrane; auxin polar transport
Cellular component (GO): plasma membrane; endoplasmic reticulum
Molecular function (GO): auxin efflux transmembrane transporter activity
Source: RefSeq, a predicted model, not a curated record
GAAAAAAGAUACUUAAUUGUAAGAUGAUAGGUGUAAAUGAUUUUUACAAAGUAAUGUGUGCAAUGGUUCCAUUAUACUUUGCUAUGAUAGUGGCAUAUGGUUCAGUAAAAUGGUGGAAGAUAUUCUCGCCGGAGCAAUGCUCCGGCAUCAACCGUUUCGUCGCGGUAUUCGCCGUUCCAGUGCUAUCCUUCCACUUCAUCUCUCAAAACAAUCCUUACCAAAUGGACACAAAAUUCAUAUUGGCUGAUACUUUGUCAAAGAUUUUGGUUCUUGUGUUGCUCUCAGUUUGGGCCAUUUGUAAAGGGCAGUUGGAUUGGCUUAUCACUCUUUUUUCUGUUUCAACUUUGCCUAAUACUUUGGUUAUGGGCAUUCCUUUGCUUAAUGCCAUGUAUGGUGAUUUCACUCAAAGCCUCAUGGUUCAACUUGUUGUACUUCAAUGCAUUAUAUGGUAUACUUUAUUAUUGUUCUUGUUUGAAUAUAGAGCUGCCACAAUAUUAAUCAAAAAUCAAUUCCCCGGCAAUGUUGCUGCAUCCAUAACAAAAUUCGAGAUCGACAAUGACGUCAUCUCACUAGACGGCCGGAAUCCACUUUGUACGGAAUCAGAAAUCAACGGUAACGGACGUAUCCACGUCCGUAUCCGUCGAUCCACGUCAUCGGCACCGGAAUCCGCAUUUUCAUCCUCUAUAGGAAUUACACCUAGGGCAUCAAAUCUCUCCAAUGCUGAAAUCUUCUCCGUUCACACGCCUUUACAUAACGGGGAUAUCCCGUUCGGGCACGGGGACCUGGGCGUUGGGUUUCGUGCAGCGAGUCCUCGCUUAUCUGGCGGGUACGCUUCUUCAGACGCGUACUCGCUGCAGCCGACGCCCAGGGGCUCGAAUUUCAAUGAAUUGGAUACAAUUACUGUGACAACAAGUGGGAAUACCCCAAUGUGGGUGAUGUCCCCAGUGGCGGGUAAGGUGUUUAAGCAGGCGUCUCCAUCUAGUAAAAUGGCGUGGGAGUCGUCAUGUCUAAAUGGAGAGAGACAAGGGUACAGAGAUGAUGUUGGAGAAAAGGAAAUCAGCUUCAGAGAUAUAUCAAAUUUCCCAGUGCAAGAAGUUGGAGCUGCAGAUUCAUUAAAUACAAAUAAUAUUAUUAAACAAGAAAUGCCAAAUGCUUUAGUCAUGCUAAGGCUCAUUAUCGUUAUGGUUGGGAGAAAACUUUCUCGUAAUCCAAAUACUUAUUCCAGUAUUUUAGGACUUCUAUGGUCUCUUAUCUCAUUCAAAUGGAAUGUGGGGAUGCCAAGUUUGGUAAAAUAUUCCAUUAAAAUAAUUUCAGAUGCAGGCCUUGGGAUGGCAAUGUUCAGUUUAGGGUUGUUCAUGGCAAUUCAACCUCGAAUAAUUGCGUGUGGUACUAAGAUGGCAACAAUAGGGAUGGCCAUAAGAUUUAUAGGUGGACCUCUAGUAAUGUCAGCCGCUUCUAUUGCCGUUGGACUUAAAGGAGUUCGACUUCAUACCGCAAUUGUACAGGCAGCUCUUCCCCAAGGAAUCGUUCCAUUCGUCUUUGCUAGAGAAUAUGGGUUGCAUCCAGACAUACUAAGUACAGGGGUUAUAUUUGGGAUGUUGGUUUCAUUACCAGUAACCCUUCUUUAUUAUGUCCUAUUGGGGCUAUAAAAGAAAAAAUAUUAAGAAAAUCUUUGGCCCCCCAUGCGGAUAAUUAUGGUGUAUUUACUUUGAUCUAACCAGCACUUUGACAAGUAAUUAUAUAUUUAGAGUUCUCAUACAUGGAUCAAGUUUCUUUUCUUGGGUUCCAAUUUUGUAAAAGUUAUGAAGAUUAUUGACUUAUGAAAGUUAAAUCAUCACUAUUAUUAGUGUCCACUUAGAUAGUGAUAGAAAAAUUAUGUAAAAGAUCCUUUGGGCCAAGAAAUUUACUGUUUUCUUUACUUUCUUUAGUGCAAUAUAAUAUAGUUUAGUGGUAACCGAAAGGGAAUAAAUUGUUACUAUGUUAUUGUAAUUUGUAACCAUACUUAUUUCUCUCUCAUAUUAAAAGAGUGAACAAGUAGCUCAAUAGUUGACAUA